This is a messenger RNA of Fusarium coffeatum, 3495 nucleotides long. RefSeq lists its product as uncharacterized. The transcript has 2 exons. Lineage: Eukaryota; Fungi; Ascomycota; Sordariomycetes; Hypocreales; Nectriaceae. The coding region runs from base 1 to 3495 and encodes 1164 amino acids. The record is from RefSeq and is a predicted model, not a curated record.
AUGGAGAACGAUAUACCUACCAUCCAGGCCCCUGAUGGGCGCUCUUCAAGGCGAGACCGCCUUAUGGGCAAGCUCUUUGGUGGUAAAGACCGCAAAGGAGAGGAAGCGCGCUCCGCUGCCAACGUCGAAUCAUUUCUUCACAGCUCCUCAGAUAAUCUUACAAUCACAAACCCUCCCCCGCCUCCCCCGCCGUCUUCGCUUCCAAAGCUAGCCAAGCUCGACACCACAUCGAUCUCUCGUUACCCUCAAGCUUUAGCUGUCAAUCAUGCAGCUCAGCAAAACCGGCCUCUUGUCGCAGGCGCACCGCGGCCAGAUACCACCAAGUCGCCGGGACGAAGCCCACGGCCCAACAAGAAGGGCCUGUCAGUGAAGUUCGACGAUACCGCCCCCGAGGUGAUCGGUGAAGGAGGAGAUGAGUCCGAGAUUCCAACUCAGGAAAUCUCCAAGCGCAAAGCGUCCCGACCGAAACCACAGCAAGCACCACAACCACCACAGCCACCAGCACAUCGCAGGGCCCCAAUGCCGCCAGGCCGUCCUCCCCCCGACUCAACUGGACCUGGCUCGCCCGUGGACGAAUUCCGACCAAAGUCGCUAUCCAGAACCCAGACAGGUUUCUCCUCCAUUUAUACACCUGCGUCGGACGACGAGUCUGACGCCGGAGCAACACAUAACACCAAUCCAGAUGAGCUUGUGUCGCCCAUCUCCGCACAACAGACACUUAGUCCAGCAAAGGCGAGGUUUCUGGGCCCAGCAGCAAGACAAGAUGAGAAUAGACGGUCGUACAUCGAGAUCCACUCUGCGCAGCAGCGUGAAGCCGAAGGCAGAGUCUUUGCUGAAGCUGCUCGUGUUGCUAGUGCGACAUCUGCGUCUUCCCACAAUUGGGACGACCCUCAUUCCGCCACCCCGCUAUCAACCUCUCCUGUUGAAUCUCGAAGACGAGGGCCUCCAUCCCCAGAAGUUCAAUCUGCGAAACCAAGUCUCGAAUAUAGUCCUGCGGCUUCUGUUCAUUCCAAUUCUUCAUCAUAUUCACCGCCUGCACCUCCUGCCGCGAUCCCGGCUUCUGCUUCAGGUCCAUCUCCGGCCCCGGCCCCGGCACCUUCUGGGUCUCCCGCUGCGGUUCCCACUCUGGCCUCUGGUACAUCUGCAGCCUCAACUCCAACCUCAGAAGUCAAUCAACUGUCACGGCAGCCAAGUAUUGCGCCACAGCGUGCUCCUCCUAUGAUGGCAUCCAGAGCUUUGUCUGUAAGAGUUGCUGAUGGUACCUCUGCAGCUGCUGAGCAAGCUCUUGAGAUCUUUACCACUAGAACAAGCCAUCUUUUUGAACUUUUUCGACUUCAUGCGGAAUCCAUCAAACCUUUGUCAGCUUGUUCGUUGAUAGACUUUGGCCGUGCUGCGCUGUGGUGGUUUCUUAAGGGUCGCAUGGGUCUAGAAGUUGCUAUCAGAGAAAGGCCCAAUUCUCCACAGGGCCAGAUGCAAAACGACAGAGAUCGUCAACAAGCUUAUGCUAACUUGGCGAAGGCUUUCUGGCUUUCUGAGCAGGUUAUCCCUGAAGUUGCACAAACGCAGGGGGUAGAGAUUGACUCUGAAGUCACCGACGUUAGUGUUAGUCUGGUUUCAGCGCUUAAGAAGCUGGCCAUGUCUAUGAAACGGAACGGAUUCUUGCCCCCUGAAGAUGCAUUUUUACCGCAGAGCAUUGACAAGUCGAUUUGGGUUGAAUACCCGCCUCUCAGCCAGGAUAUGAUUGCUUUGCUCUCAGGCAACUGGGCUUCGGGUCUUACUGCGAUGACGAGUCCCAUGUCCAAACUGAGGCUAUUGGAUUCCUUACCCGUGGGAGAUACUGCCGAGAACUUCAACUAUGGACGAGUGCAAGCCGACGCCUAUCUCAUGGAGCAGGGCCACGAAGAUCAGAAAUUCUACUUCCCCUGUCUGCUUUCGAUGGUCCGACCACAGAAGUCCACGGGACUUGUUUUCAUCUUGACCAGCCAGAAUGGGCACGUCCAACUUGCUAUACAGGAAAACAAGAAUGUCGGUCCUGUUUGGGACGAUGUUCGCUGGCGAAAGGAAUCAUUUACUGUCGAUAUUCGGCUGCGACGUGGCUUCAUGUUAACCAUUCAGCUUACGCAACAGGACUUCAGAACGCUAUGGAACAUGUAUGACUUCGGAAGCAAGGUCAAUAACUCACUUUAUCCUCGUAACGACGAGAGUAUGGUGUUCAGAUCAACCUUGCGGUCAUUCCAGGUGAUGGAUGUCGACCCCAACUACCGUCAAUUUCCUAAAGAGCCAACACCUUAUUGCGAGAUUUCACUUUUCGAAAAGAUUUAUAAAGAGAAUGGACCUGCGGCUACCCGUACAUGGCAUCUUGGUUUCCGAAUUGCCGUGGUAACAGGGCCCAAGACAAGGACGCUAAGCGGAGUUCAGCAUGUCUACUCUCCAGCUCAGCCUGUUCAGUUUGGUUUCUUCCGCGGUGAUGGCGAUGCCCCUUCGUUGGCUAUCAAGUACGACAAUGGGAAGUCAAAAGGCCGCAUGGUAAUGGUCUUUAGUGACGACAAGGCGAGAAUCAAGUUCCAUUCCAUCCUGACUGGAACAGCUUUGGACCAUGACGAAAAGAUAUAUGCGGACGUGCCCCUCAAAAACUUCUCGGUAGCCCAGAGUCUUCGGGAGCCUCUUGGCAUGGCACCGUUCAGCCGUAUGCCCUGGAAAGCUGUGAGGGUCGUCAACGACGAAUAUGGUGGGGACAUGCCUCCAACAGUAUUGGCCGACCACCUAAAGGUGGUGAUAGAUUACCAGAACGGUAAUGUUGCUGAUCGUAUCAACGUGGCGCCUGGCGAGUUACGUGUAAGACUGGAGGUAAGCAACGCUAAAGUCUUCCGAGUUCUUCGACAGCCCCAGAAAGACAUGACUAUCUCGGUCUCUGAAGCACAAGUACCCAAGGAGCUUCCCAGGAACAUGUCUGAUGCACUGCAACUGCUAAGACAUAACCAAACCAUCCGAACAUUCGAGUUCAACAACCUGAAGGACUUGCAUAACUUCCAAUAUGCGAUGACGGGCUUCGAAGUAAUCUUUGAUGCACUGGCAGUGACAUUUGCGAUUCAGCGACGUCGUAUGGUUGUGCCAAUUCACAAGAAGUGGGAAGCAGGCUACACGCGUAUCCAAGUUAUUAGGAAUGACGACGGACAGCUGCAGAUUCUGGCCUUCUUCGAAGAUUUCCAGCACGGACACUGCAUGAAUUUCCAGUUGAAGGGAACCGAUGUCUACGAGAGUGUACAACGAAGCAGCAAAUCUGGUAUCAAGUUUGUUGACGCCAAGUUCCCUCUACCACGACUACCAGCGGACAAGGAUGGCGACUACGAUGACAUGGCAUUUGUCUGCCUCGAUCUUCCGGACCUACCGGGCGAGCAUGACGAUAUUUCCAUUUUAUUCGAAAACGAAUCAGACCGAGAUGCGUUGGUACAAUGCUUGCCCGCCCCGAUUAAAGGUUCUUCAAAGAAGAAAUGA